UUACCCUAUAAUUACAUUAAGAGACCCAAGGAUGGCUGGAAAUAAAAUAUUGCUUGGGGUGUAGCUAGCAACAGGUCCACACCUCACCAAAUCAAAAAGAAAAAUCAGAAGACAGCACCCUUCUAAUCUUGGAAAGGAAGGGUGUGCCAAACAGAAAGUAGAAAUGUCACUCAGUGAUACAGGAAGGGCGCAAAGGUGGGCUAUUAUUAUUAUUUUUAAAUAUAUAUAUAAUACAUAAAAAUCCAACAAGAUAUUUUUAAGAUACUUCAUUGGGGAUUUCUGAAAUUGUAGCACACAUAGACAUUGCUAGAUAUUUUAGUUUAAAAUAUCUUUACAGCAAAAAAAAAAUAAUACAGUAAGGCAUAUUCAAUAAAAUAAAAUUAUAUUCCAAAUGACCACCAGAUGGAGCGCACAACAAGAUUUCCGACAAAUAUUCUCACUGCAAAUUUCACUCAGCUGUGAUUAAUAGCCUAUUGAUUGACAUUUACAUGAAAUUAAAAAAGAUGAAAAAAUUCUGCAUUCAGCAAUAUAUGUAUAUAUAUAUAUGUGUGUGUGUGUGAUAGAAUUACACGAAUAAGUCCCCUACUCCUCUUAUAUCACAUGAAUAAAUUAAACUACACAUGUUAAUAACAAAAAAGGGUUUCUACAAAGUGUUAGUUUUGUGUUUAAUAGAUUAAAGGUCUACAGACUAAACAGAACGACACACACAGAGAACUACAAAGCCUCAAAUGUGCGUCUGCUGGCCACAUCCAUCAGGAUUGUUUGGACAAAACCAAGAGAAAUGGGGAGGGAGAAAGAUUCAGGAGAGGAGGGUCUUGGAAAAGGAUGGAUUUCUGGAGACCAGCGGGAGGAGGAGAGAUGGAAAGAGUGAGAGGGGAGGGCUGAUAACUACAUCUGGAACUUAUUUGGAACAAGAGAGGGAGGAAAAUAGCUGAGAGAAAACAUAGAAACCAAGGGAGAACCAGAAAUUAGUAAUCAGGGUUCAGGGAAUUAACAAGCAAACAAAUACUUUGAAGUUGUUUGUUGCAUAAAAAAUCUAAUAUAUUUUGGAACCUUAAGAGAAAACUGGGAGAGAAAUUAUAGGAGUCUGAAGGAAUUAAACAACAAAGAAAGAGAAGCUUAUGAAGAAUUCUCUAACCCACAAAACUGCGAGAACAAUAUCUCAAGCCUUUAUGGUUUUGUUGCAUCUUAUGAAGAGUCAUUAACAACCAGAAGAACUGGAGGAAUCACAUCUGCAAUGUGGAUCAUUUUGAUCUAUAAAUAAAUAAAGCAAGGUCUCAUGAACUUCAUCAAUACGAAACAAAAAGACAAUAAAGGAAGCUCUGGAUUCAGGACAACGUGAAAACUCAACUCUGUUCAUAGAAACUCUUCAUUUGCCUGUCCAUCACUUUUUCUGUCUCCAUCUAAAUCAAGAAUGUCUGUGUCACGAGGUUGCCUCUGCUGUGUGAAAUACCUCAUGUUCAUUUUCAACCUCAUCUUCUGGUUGGGAGGAUGUGGUUUAUUUGGUGUGGGGGUGUGGCUUGCCUUCACACAGUCAGAGUUUUCCUCUCUACCGCUGUCCUUCCCUUCACUCUCUGCGGCCAACCUGCUGCUUGUUGCUGGAGGCGUCACCAUGGUGACAGGGUUCCUCGGAUGCCUUGGUGCUCUGAAGGAGCAGAAGUGUCUCUUGAUGACGUUUUUCGUGACCCUUCUGUUUCUAGUCCUGAUAGAAGUGGCGCUGAUUUUGGUUUUGAGUGUGUAUCAUAAAGAGUUGGACAAGAAAGCCAAGGAUGACCUAAGAGAGGGAAUGAGAGGCUAUCUCACAAAUGAGGAGCUAAAAAAAUCCUGGGACAACAUGCAGAGAAUUUUCAAGUGCUGUGGUGUGAGCAACCACACUGACUGGCACAACAAAACAUCCAGUGGCAAACCUCCUGAAUCCUGCUGUAGAGAUAAUACUGAGGACUGCCAUCACUGGGAAGAGCCGUGUUAUGAGAAGGCCAAAGACUGGCUUCUGGCUAACAUCACCUCAGUGCUUGGGUUUGGAGUUUGCAUUGGAAUCGUUCAGAUUCUUGCUCUGGUGUUCUCCAUGCUGAUGUACUGCCAAAUCCUACGAGCAGAAAAGUACAUGGACUGACCCUAUCUUUGGCCCACUGUGCCAGGGGCACUUUAAAACACAAUUCUGAAUAUGUAAUAAAUGUUUAAAUGGACUUGCCUAUUAGAGAUACUGAACGUGAUAUAUGGAAGCAUAUGGGUAGCAUUAUUCAAUUUGGGAUGUAAUAUGCAAAAUGACUAUGCAAUAUGUAAAAUGGCAAUGCAUUUCUGUAUUUACACUUACAUUUUCCAAUACAUUUGUGGAACGUUUGGUGCAAAAUGAAAAUGAAAAUUAAAUUACAUAAGUUUAAUUUGCCAUUUCAUACACCAGUUUUAAUAUGUAAAAUGAAUAUUAAUUUUAACGCUUUAUAAGUUGUAAAAUUAAAAUGAAAAUGUAUUACAGAAAUGUCUAACAUGUUCAAGCAAAAACUGUGGCAAAAUGAUCAUUUAAAUGCUAUUUUUCUUAAAUGCAUUAACACUCACAGUCAAGACACUUACGAUUGCAUUUGCAUUCAAAGUCCCGCAAUGAAUGUAGCAAAAUUCAAUGAGCACAUUGAAAAUGCAUUCCGAGCCGAUCACAUCUCCGCCCCCUCCCGCCCUGUCAAUUGAAUGAAAAUGCAAUCGCAAGUGUCUUGACUGUAAGUGUUACUGCAUUUAAGAAAAAUAGCAUUUAAAAGAUCAUUUUGCCACAGUUUUUGCUUGAACAUGUUAGACAUAUCUAAUCAUUUCUGUAAUACAUUUUAAUUUUAAUUUUGCAACUUAUAAAGCGUUAAAAUUAAUAUUAAUUUUACAUAUUAAAACUGGUGUAUGAAAUGGCAAAUUAAACUUAUGUAAUUUAAUUUUCAUUGUCAUUUUGCACCAAACGUUGCACAAAUGUAUUGGAAAAUGUAAGUGUAAAUACAGAAAUGCAUUGCCAUUUUACAUAUUGCAUCGUCACUUUGCAUAUUACAUCCCAAAUUGAAUAAUGCUACCCAUAUGCUUCCAUAGUGAUAUGCAUGUGCACAUAAAUUAUGCAGUUCCACUUAGGAAGAGGCUCAGAUGAAUUCAGAGAAAUUCAUUUACCAGGUAAAUGCCUUAAUUAAUUUGUGCUUAAGAGACGAUGAUUAAAUGAAUAUAAAGUGAAUGUACUGUAUACAGCAGGUGGAAAAGUAAAUCCUAGUAUUAUUGCACUCUUUGUUGAAUACCCUUGCAAAGAACCUGUGGUCAACCAAAAAACCAAUUUUCUGUACUUCAUUAAUGUCUGUUAAGGACAUUACAACUAAAUAAGGAUGCAAUACAACAGUAGAUGAUUGGAAUCAUGUAUUUUGGUAUAAAAGUCAAAUUACAAGUAAAAAAAUAAAUACAUCAGCACAAAAACCAUAUAA
Molecule: messenger RNA, 3434 nt
Organism: Carassius gibelio (silver crucian carp)
Lineage: Eukaryota; Metazoa; Chordata; Actinopteri; Cypriniformes; Cyprinidae
Product: tetraspanin-4
Exons: 8
Coding region: 1415-2113 (232 amino acids)
Cellular component (GO): membrane
Source: RefSeq, a predicted model, not a curated record